Vitis riparia (riverbank grape) is the source of this 1170-nucleotide messenger RNA. RefSeq names its product cytochrome P450 714C2-like. The record is from RefSeq and is a predicted model, not a curated record. The transcript is spliced from 4 exons. The coding region runs from base 165 to 1064 and encodes 299 amino acids. Lineage: Eukaryota; Viridiplantae; Streptophyta; Magnoliopsida; Vitales; Vitaceae. Gene Ontology annotation, molecular function: monooxygenase activity; iron ion binding; oxidoreductase activity, acting on paired donors, with incorporation or reduction of molecular oxygen.
GACAUUGUGUGUCCUCCUAACCCUUAAACGCGUUUUAAACCCAUUUGAGUCCAAAGCGGAUAAUAUUUACACAGUUGGGAGCGAAUUGUUACAGGAAGGGCAUUCUAACCACGGAUGGUGCAAUUUGGUCGCACCAGAGAAAGACCAUAGCCCCUCAGCUCUACAUGGAUGAAGUUAAGGCUCGGGUGGAGAUUAUGUUGGAAUCUGCAAACAAACUGGUGAGGUCAUGGGAGAGUCUGAUUGAAAAUGGGGGUGGGAGUGCAGAUAUAGAAGUGAAAGAGUACGUAAGAGGCUACACCUCCAGUGUAAUUUCAAGCGCUAUUUUUGGAAGCAACAACUCCAAAGGGAUUGAGUUAUUUCCUAAGUUUAGGGCUGUCAUGAAGGUCAUGCAUAGCUCAACAUUACUCGAGGGGCUUUCCAUCCACAGAUAUCUACCAACCAAGGAUAAUCGGUAUGCGUGGGGAUUAGAUAAAGAGAUUACCUCCUUCAUCUUAGACAUGACAAAGGAACAUUCUGAAGCUGUAUCUAAAGAACAGCCACAGGUCAUCAUGGAGAGCACCAAGACUGGUGAACUCGGGCCAUUGACCCCGGAGCAAUACAUAGUUGAUAACUGCAGAAACGUAUACCUGCCAGGCUUUGAAGUGACCGCUGUGGCCUCAAUGUGGGGUUUGAUGCUGUUAGCUUCACAUCCUGAAUGGCAGGACCGAAUUCGAGCUGAGGUUGCACAAGCAUGCGCAGGCCGUCCCCUAGAGGCCAACAUGCCUGGCAAGAUGAAAGUGUUGAAAAUGGUGAUUCAGGAGGUACUGCGGCUUUACUCAGGAGUGGCCAUUUUGACGAGGCAUACAUUGAAAGAUGUUCAGCUUGGUGAUGUUUCGGUUCCAGAGGGUGUCGGUAUUUGGGUUUGGUUACCAGCAUUGCACCAAGAUUCUGAGUUCUGGGGACCUGAUGGAGCCAAGUUCAACCCUGAGAGAGGUUUGCUAAUCGUAUUUCUGGGGCCUGCAACCCUUCCAGUGCCUACGUCCCGUUUGGUACUGGAAACAGAGCUUGUCCUGGCCAGGGCCUAGCCAUUGCAGAAAUAAAGGUCUUGAAUCCUGGCACGAGCUUUGGCAUGAAUCAUGACACUAGUUAUGACACACGUCACAGGCUAUGGCAUGGGACAUAAUAGGGGUC